Molecule: messenger RNA, 912 nt
Organism: Funneliformis geosporum
Lineage: Eukaryota; Fungi; Glomeromycota; Glomeromycetes; Glomerales; Glomeraceae
Source: the annotation of a GenBank genome assembly
AUGGGUUCGGGCUUUUCUCAAUGUUUUUGUCCACAAAAAUCAUAUCAGCUGAUAAAUCCUUCAAUUAUCACCAUUUCUCAAAAAACUACCACUUUGGUCCCCGAUUUCAACAGUCAAAAUGAUCAAAUUAAUUCCCUUACAUCAAUAUUUGUAACAAACCUUAUAAAUGAGGCCGAAACUAAAUUAAAUUCUCAUGAACAUAAUAAAUCAAUAAAUCUUCUUUUGAGAGCGACUCAACUUGGAUCCGCAAGUGCCGCAACGAAAUUGGGUACGAUUUAUUUAAAUGGCAUUGAUAACGAUUCGGAAGUCACGGAAAUCGCUCCAGAUUAUGUUUCUGCUGCGACUUAUUAUUUUAUAGCUUUAAAACUUACUUUAAUGAUUCCUUACGCUUCAUGGGAUAUUGAACUUAUCCUUGAUACUGUUUCGGCCUUAACAAAAUUAUAUUGCAAUCAACUAGGAAAUCCAAAUAAUUUAGAUAUCUUAAAUCAUGGGGUGAAAUUAAUGGGUGAGAUUGAUAAAAAUCUGCAAGAUACGUAUUUCAUGAGGAUUUUUUCGUAUAAACAAACUCAAAGGAAAAGGGCAUCUCGCAUUCACAUAAAUUAUUGUCACGCGAUAACUGCUGAAUCGAAAGGUGACCUUUUAGAAGCCUUAAAAGGUUUCGAAGAAUGUGAGUUGAUCGGACAAUGUGGGAUAGAAAGUGCCGAUAAAUUAAUUAAAAAAGCAAAUUCUAGUAUGCAAAGGUUAGAUAAUACAAGACCAAAAGUUCAACCAAUUUGUGUCCAAUGUAAUUUUGAAGCUAAAGAUUUAAAUGAUAUUUGGAAUUUAUUAAUUUGUACAAGGUGUAAAAAAGUGGCAUGUUGUAGGGAAUGUCUAGACAAACAUAUUAUAGGUCAUCUGAAUAGAAGAAAAUAA